GGAUGGAGACAUUGCCUGAUAUCAACUCAGUGUAUCAACGAGUAAUCCGUGAAGAGAGUAGGAUUGGAGCUUCACGACCCGAGCCUAAGGAAGCACCAGUUGGGUUUAACGCGACUGUAGGAGAGGAGCAAACGUCUGGUGCAGUAAUGGCUGCUAUGGCUCGAGAUAGGAGAUCGAUCGUGUGCAGUCAUUGUGGGAGAACGGGUCACGAGAAGAAGGAGUGUUGGCAACUCGUUGGGUUUCCGGAGUGGUUUAAUGAACGAGGAGGAAGAGGUGGCAGAGGACGAGGACGAGGCAGAGGUAACAAUCUCAAAGGGAAUGCGGUGCAAGCUGCUACAGCCUCUGCUGGAUCGAACCAAAGCUCUGGUGUUCCACCUUUCAGUGCCGAGCAAUGGGCAUCUCUUGCCUCACUUCUGGAGCGUCAAAAGCAGGCCCCGAUACCGGACAAGUUGAAUGGACCGUUUUACGAGGACUCUGAUUGGAGCCGGUGAAGUGAAAGAUGGUGUUUAUGUUUAUCGAGAUGUGACAGUUCGGAGAGGUCAUCGAGUCAAGGCGUCAGAGGAUCA
Molecule: messenger RNA, 566 nt
Organism: Raphanus sativus (radish)
Lineage: Eukaryota; Viridiplantae; Streptophyta; Magnoliopsida; Brassicales; Brassicaceae
Exons: 2
Coding region: 3-491 (162 amino acids)
Molecular function (GO): nucleic acid binding; zinc ion binding
Source: RefSeq, a predicted model, not a curated record